UCCUGUGUGCGCCUUGAGCAUGGCCUGGGAAAAGCCAGAGACGCGACAUUGCGCUGCGCCCACAGCCGCUGAGCCUCUAACAAACUCGUGCGGGAGGCGCCCGACUCAGGGGCCACAGGCCAGCCAUGUGGUCGCCUGCUGGCGCAUGUCCUCUGCAAGGACAAAGGGUCGCGAAACUUGAGCUCUGGCCCGUAGUGGAAACCCUAGCAAGGGUCGCCAUGGCGACGAAAGCAGGCCCCUCCCGUGCGCUCGCAGGGGGAGCCCGGCAGCAGUGCCAAGUACCAGCGCCGAUGACCCGGCCGCCCCACCCCCCCGGCCGCGGCCGCGGCCGCAGAGCCGGCAAAUGACCCUCUGCAGCUCCUGUAGUCACGUGGCGCUGGGAACCCGGCGGGGGGAGGUUAGGGACGGGCCUGGCUGUUUGAACUCGAACCUGCCGCUGUCGCCGCGGCGGGACGGGGAGCGGGCCGCGGAGGCCGGCCUUGGGCUUCAUGGACGGGCGCCGCGCCCCGGCACGGCCCGCGGGAGAGGUAAGGCUGGCCUCCCUGCGUUCAGAGGUCUGAGCUGUGCCAUGGGGGUAGGGGUGUCUUUAUUGCUGCAGUUUUCUCUAACAUCCGGGGGCUAUCGGAGUGUGGGUCGAAGCAGGCGCUGCAGCCGCCGAAGUAUCCUCGGGAACAUCCCCAGGAAGAGCUGGAGAAAGCCUCAUCCCCAGCUCUGCAGUUUCCAGGCAGAAGAAGAACCCAUGCUGGAACAGCGCUGUCGGGGCUCCAUGGCCAUGGGCCCAGCCCCACCUCGACUCCUUUCUGGGCCAUCCCAGGAGUCACCCCAGACCUUGGAGAAGGAGUCCAGCAGGCUGAGGCACCGCACCACUCUAAUGGUCCAAGCAGGUGGCCCAGCCCCUGGCAAGGGCCAUCGCUGUGUCCACUGUCGAAGGCACUUCUCGACCUGGGUGGCCCUAUGGCUUCACACCCGACAGUGCCAGGCCCGGCUGCCCCUACCCUGUGCUGAAUGUGGGCGACGCUUCCGCCAUGCCCCAUUUUUAGCACUGCACCGCCAGGUUCAUGCCGCUGCCACCUCAGACUUGGGCUUUACCUGCCACCUCUGUGGGCAGAGCUUCCGAGGCUGGGUGGCCCUGGUUCUGCAUCUGCAGGCGCACUCAAUUGCAAAGCGACCUGUUGCUUGCCCUGAAUGUGAGAGACGCUUUUGGCGACAAAAGCAGCUCCAAGCUCAUCUGCGGAGAUGCCACCCCCCUGCCCCUGAGGCCCGGCCCUUCAUCUGUGGCAACUGUGGCAGGAGCUUUGCUCAAUGGGACCAGCUGGUUGCUCACAAGCGGGUGCAUGUGGCUGAGGCAUUGGAGGAGGCAGCAGCCAAGGCUCUGGGCCCCAGGCCCCGAGGGCGCCCAGCAGUGACAGCUCCCAGGCCCGGUGGAGACGCAGUGGACCGGCCCUUCCAGUGUGCCUGCUGCGGCAAGCGCUUCCGCCACAAGCCCAACCUGAUAGCCCACCGCCGAGUACACACAGGCGAGCGGCCACACCAGUGCCCUGAAUGCGGGAAGCGGUUCACCAACAAGCCCUACCUGACCUCGCACCGACGCAUCCACACUGGUGAGAAGCCCUACCCGUGCUCCGAGUGCGGCCGCCGCUUCCGGCACAAACCCAACCUGCUGUCGCACAGCAAGAUCCACAAGCGGUCUGAGGGCUGCACACAGGCUGCCUCGGGUACCAGGACCCCCCAGGUCCCAACCGUGGCUCCGGACCCCACAAUGGAGCCGCGCCCUGAGAAGCUGGCCCCGGAGGCUGCUGUAGAGCCUAUGCCUGAAGUCCCCCUGGAGCUCCCGCAGGACCAGGCGGAGGUGCCCCCGUCCCUGUACAGCUGUGAUGACUGCGGACGCAGCUUCCGCCUGGAGCGCUUCCUUCGCGCGCACCAGCGGCAGCACAGCAGCGAGCGGCCCUUCACCUGCGCAGAGUGCGGGAAAAACUUCGGCAAGAAGACGCACCUGGUGGCACAUUCGCGUGUGCACUCUGGCGAGCGGCCCUUUGCCUGCGAGGAGUGUGGCCGCCGCUUCUCCCAGGGCAGCCACCUAGCGGCCCACCGGCGCGACCACACCCCUGAGCGGCCCUUCGUUUGCCCCGACUGCGGCAAGGCCUUUAGACACAAGCCCUACCUGGCCGCGCACCGGCGCAUCCACACCGGCGAGAAGCCCUAUGUUUGUCCGGAGUGUGGCAAAGCGUUCAGCCAGAAGUCCAACCUGGUGUCCCACCGUCGCAUCCACACUGGCGAGAGGCCCUACGCCUGCCCUGACUGUGACCGCAGCUUCAGCCAGAAGUCCAACCUCAUCACGCAUCGCAAGAGCCACAUCCGUGAUGGUGCCUUCUGCUGUGCCAUCUGCGGCCAGACCUUUGACGAUGAGGAGCGCCUCCUGACCCACCAGAAGAAACACGAUGUCUGAGAGGGGGCAUAGGCCACCUUCACGACAGGAGUGGGGCACUGGCCCUUGGCGCCUGCCUUGGUGCUGGUGGAAGAGGCAGUGGGAAUCCCAGAAAGGAUAGGAGAGGCCAAGUGGGCUGGCCCUGCUAGAGUCAGUCCAGUGGGUAGGGAACCCCUGUCGGAGCUAAAGGACCCAGCGUCCAGCUGGUGUUCCUAAGGUUCCAUCUUGACUGUCCUGUGCUCUGAAAACGUAGCAAUAGCAGCUCCAUCUACCCUUAAAGCCCUGGCUAGAGGAGCCACCAGUGGGAAGGAAGCUGCUCCAUCCUCUGGUGUUAACGCCUUAAUGUCCCAGUCUUCACUAUGAGUUUCUUCAGGUCAUUUUUGGAAGUAGGUGUAGAACAGUCCUUAGUAAAUGAGCACUCACAAAGGGAGGGAAAAUGGAUCAGCUGGACACACUUUGAGAACGCGCUGGCCUCCUUAGGCAUCACAGGGCUUUUUGUCAGCACUUAGGUGAGUCCAGCCUGCUCUUACCUGUCCCCUUCCCUGUUGCCCCUGCAUAAAAUCCCAGACUUGGAGAGGCCCUUGUUAGCAAGUCCACCCCCCUUUCUCCCUGAAGAUCUGGUCUGGCUCUGUCUCCUGCCCCAAUAGUGCUGAGGGCUUUCCUGGCUGUUUUGCCCGAUCUCCUGGUGAUACCCUUCAUGCAGAGCUCACUAUGUUAUGGGAAGGACUGGCCUUUAGGUGCAGCCCAAGGGAAGGUCUGGUGCGUUUCCUUUGCAGCGUUUCAGCGUGUGGAUGGCGGUCUGCCUGAGCACUGAGGCCCUGGGUCUGUCAUAGGAUGAUUCUAAUUGUUAGAAAUUCCUCUUUAUGAUGAUUGACAUCUGCUUUCCUAUCAUUUCUACCUGUUGGGCCUUGUUCUGUCUUCUGGAUCUAAACAGAACAACUGUUUACCCUCCUUUUCAAAUUAGAGAAUAAAGAUUUGGUUUUAGAA
Cavia porcellus (domestic guinea pig) is the source of this 3412-nucleotide messenger RNA. It is a transcript of the gene Repin1, whose product is annotated as replication initiator 1. The transcript is spliced from 3 exons. Gene Ontology annotation, cellular component: nucleus. Lineage: Eukaryota; Metazoa; Chordata; Mammalia; Rodentia; Caviidae. Gene Ontology annotation, molecular function: RNA polymerase II cis-regulatory region sequence-specific DNA binding; DNA-binding transcription factor activity, RNA polymerase II-specific. Bases 344 to 2446 code for a protein of 700 amino acids. The record is from RefSeq and is a predicted model, not a curated record. Gene Ontology annotation, biological process: regulation of transcription by RNA polymerase II.